Messenger RNA from Laccaria bicolor S238N-H82, 1992 nucleotides. Its product is annotated as glycoside hydrolase family 47 protein. Bases 1 to 1779 code for a protein of 592 amino acids. Gene Ontology annotation, cellular component: endoplasmic reticulum; Golgi membrane. Lineage: Eukaryota; Fungi; Basidiomycota; Agaricomycetes; Agaricales; Hydnangiaceae. The record is from RefSeq and is a predicted model, not a curated record. Gene Ontology annotation, molecular function: calcium ion binding; mannosyl-oligosaccharide 1,2-alpha-mannosidase activity. The transcript has 16 exons. Gene Ontology annotation, biological process: carbohydrate metabolic process; N-glycan processing.
AUGAUUCUUCCCACCCCCACACUCCUUUUUGCUCUUGGAGCGUUCCUCUCUUUACCUUCCGCUACACUUGGUGGGCUAGUCCAGAAACAGGGCCUUGCUGUUCCCCCUGCCUACGGUUCACACCAAGGAGAGGUCAAGCAAAUUUUUCUUGACAGCUAUAACGCUUACAAGAAGUUCGCGGAUGGCCAUGACGAUGUCUCCCCUGUGAGCCAGACUUCUAGUGACGGACGGAAUGGCUGGGGCGCGACUAUCAUUGACGCGAUGUCCACAAUGAAAAUCAUGGACCUGGAUGACCUCUUCGCUGAUGCUGUCAAAUUUGCAUCCAACAUUGAUUUCAGCAAAUCACAAACGUCGGACACCGUCAGCGUCUUUGAAACAACGAUCCGUUACCUUGGUGGCCUGCUCAGUGCAUAUGAACUGAGCGGCAAGCAAUCUCAGCAGCUGUUAGACAAGGCCAAAGAAGUCGCUGAUAAAAUGGCGCAUGCUUGGGUCGGCGUAGGUUGCCUUUUCUUUGCGACUCUAAUAUAUUCAUCUGAAAUGACAACUGGCAGAAAAAUAGCAUCCCCUAUGGUCACAUCGACUUCAUCGAACAUUGCUGAGGCUGGAACACUGACCUUGGAGUGGGCAAAGCUGACCCAGUAUACUGGAAACACGACAUAUAAGGCCCUCGCGGAGAACGCGGCACUUCAUAUAGCCAAUUUGGGUGUGCAAUUCCCUGGUCUCCCUGCGCAAGGCAUCGAUCCUUCCACUGGCUUAUCCGUUGGGAAAUACAUCACCUGGGGCGGAGGCUCUGACAGCUACUUUGAAUAUCUUAUCAAGUAUGCCCGCAUGGAUAGUUCAGUUAGCUCCGACUUUGCCGACUCUUGGAGAACAGCUGUCGAUUCUUCGAUUAAGGUUCUGCGAAAGGUGGAAUCAUGUACUUCUACUGUUGGUGACCACGUAUACCUCGCUGAUUACGAUGGGUCGAAAAUCCGACACGUCAGUUCUCAUUUGGCGUGUUUCCACGGUGGAAACUGGUUACUUGGUGGUCAGCUGCUGAAUAAUGCCACCAUAGUCGACAUCGGUCUGGAGCUUACAGACGCCUGCUGGAAUACGUACGCCCGUACAGCAACCCAAAUUGGCCCAGAAGUCUUUGCGUUCGUUUCCAAAGAUGGGGGUUAUACUGGUGGUUCCCCUCAAAGUGCAGAACAAACUGCUUUCUAUGAACAGAACGGCUUCUACAUCACGGCUGCAGACUACGUUCUUCGGCCUGAGGUUCUCGAAUCCAAUUUCUACGCUUGGCGUGUCACUGGAGAUGACAAGUACUUGGAUCGUGCCGCCUCAGCUAUCAAGUCUUUCCAAGAGUACCUCAGUAUUAAGAAUGCUGACGGUACUGCCGGUUGUUAUGCUGGUAUUGAUGAUGUCAAUAACAAGGAGUCAUCGAGGAUCGAUGAUACAGAGAGCUUUUGGUUUGCCGAGGUCUUGAAAUAUCUGUACCUGACCUUCGACGACCCGUCACGAUACAGUCUUGAUGAAUAUGUCUUCAACACCGAAGCCCACCCUCUCAAAGUCCCCUCUGGCACGGCAGAUGCCACCUAUGGAACUGGCAAGUUGCGCAAGUCCAACACACCGUUUGAAACCACUACGGGAAGCAUUCCCGCUGUCAGCCCCAUCCCUAACAUUGGCAACGUUGUUACUAAUGCGGUAGGCGGGGUGGAGAGUGCCGUCAAAACAGGGGGACCGAACAGGAGGAGCCGCAGAUCUAAGCACAGGCGUUCGUUCGCUAGUGCUAGCCUUUGAAAUGUUUGAGCAAUGGAGGAAAACAGGACGCUGAAUCGCAGCAGCCACUCGCUUAUUCCACGACAUAUUUAAUAAACUCUCCUUGACCACUCUGCAUUCAAAAAAGUUCGGUCGACUUGAGGGUAUCAGAAUCCCAGAUCACUCAGAAAGCCAUCGUAUUUUGAUAGUAUGGCUCGUUUUAGCCGUGAAUCCAUAUUCAUUUGCGAUACUCUC